AUGUUUUGCCUGAACGCUAACUUUAAACCUUCCUUGUGUUAUAGCCACAACGCUUUUUCAAAACUAAAUAUUUGCUGUAUAGUUCAUAGAAAGUCAUUUAAACGCUCUCUGAAUCAGAAUCUAGUACUUAAGGAAAAUACGAUAUUCGAUAAUUCCACUAUUUACAGCUUGCGGCUGUUCUGUACGACAGGUCGUUGUGAAUGUUUGCUUGGUGCUCGUGGCGAGAAAUGUGAUCAUUGUGCUGAUGACCUCGUCAUGACUCCUUCUGGAUGUCUAAAAAGGGAAGAGUUUCACGCACCUAGGUCUUGCUCCCUGCUAAAAUGCCACCACGGAGCGAAAUGUGUUGAAUCACAAGCUGGUCUUCCUAAUUGUGAAUGUCCUGAGCAGUGCAUUGUGGAUCAUUUAGGAAUAGUUGCGAAUAUGAGUGUUUGUGGAUCAGAUGGAACCACAUAUGAAGAUAUGUGUCAAUUAACGCAAUUCGCUUGUAAGCAUCAAUUGGAUGUUGUUGCUGUAUCUCUUGGGAUCUGUCCUCAAGUUGCGAAUAUGAGUGUUUGUGGAUCAGAUGGAACCACAUACGAAGAUAUGUGUCAAUUAACACAAUUCGCUUGCAAACAUCAACUGGAUGUUGUUGCUGUAUCUCUUGGAAUCUGUCCUCAAGGUAAACCUGAACAUCUAACAUCAUUGAAUGUUCCCAUGUUGAGAGUUUUUCUCUUUGCAGAUUCUACUGGACCGAGAGAAAGGAACAAUAGACAGAAGAUCCUAAAACAAGUGAGGAAUAUAGACACUAAGGUGCUCUAUAAUUACACGGGAGAACUCGCUUAUGUCAAUCAUAUUGGAUAG
Strongylus vulgaris is the source of this 840-nucleotide messenger RNA. NCBI's taxonomy places the organism in Eukaryota, Metazoa, Nematoda, Chromadorea, Rhabditida, Strongylidae. The record is from the annotation of a GenBank genome assembly.